This is a messenger RNA of Thamnophis elegans (Western terrestrial garter snake), 2117 nucleotides long. It is a transcript of the gene HSD17B12, whose product is annotated as hydroxysteroid 17-beta dehydrogenase 12. The coding region runs from base 74 to 1027 and encodes 317 amino acids. NCBI's taxonomy places the organism in Eukaryota, Metazoa, Chordata, Lepidosauria, Squamata, Natricidae. The record is from RefSeq and is a predicted model, not a curated record. The transcript is spliced from 11 exons. Gene Ontology annotation, molecular function: oxidoreductase activity. Gene Ontology annotation, cellular component: endoplasmic reticulum.
CCCAAGCUUGGAGGGUUUAGUAUUGCCGGGCCAUUAUCAUUCCAGUAGCUGUUUGCGCAUCGUUGGGGAAGCCAUGGAGGUUUCUUCUUUUUUAUUAUUCCCUGAUGGUUUUUACUAUUGGGUCGGAGUGUUGGUAGUCGGCUACUUGUUUUAUAGUUUGCUUUCUAACUUGAUGGGUGCCAUCCGCGUGUGGCUGCUAGACAACACGGCGAUACUGGACCCGUACCUGAACACCUGGGCAGUUAUCACAGGAGCUACAGAUGGAAUUGGAAAGGCUUAUGCAGAAGCGUUAGCAAAAAAAGGAAUGAAAGUGGUUCUUAUCAGCAGAUCUCAAGAAAAACUGGAUAAGACUGCCAGUGAAAUAGAGGACAAAUACAAGGUGGAAACAAAAACAAUUGCUGCUGACUUUGAAAACCGAGAAACUAUUUACAACAAAAUAAAAGCAGGCUUGGAAGGCCUUGAAAUUGGUGUUUUAGUGAACAACGUGGGUGCUUCAUAUGAUUAUCCUGAAUAUUUCCUUGAGAUUCCAGAUUUAGAUAGACAAAUUGAAAAGAUCAUAAAUAUUAAUGCCGUAGCUUUGUGCAAGAUGACACAAUUUGUGCUUCCUCGCAUGGUGGAAAGGUCCAAGGGAAUCAUAAUUAAUAUAACUUCUCUUUCUGGAGUAGCAGAAACUCCAUUUUUAACUCUUUAUGCAGCAAGCAAGGUUUUUGGAAAUUUCUUUUCUCAAUCCCUCGGCUUGGAAUACAGAGACAAAGGUAUCCUUGUGCAGACUGUUCAACCAUAUUUUGUCAUGACAAAAAUGUCUAAAAUUCGUAAAACAAACAUAUACAGACCCACUCCUGAACAAUAUGUAAAAUAUUCCCUCAAUACUCUUGGUCGGGAAAGGAUAACUUGUGGAUAUCCAUCUCAUGCUUUUUUGAAAUGGUUGGGAACAAACGUGCUCCCCGAUUGGUAUAUCAAAAAAUCAAUCAGAGAAACAGCCUUAAAAUCAAGAGCUUACCAUUUAAAGAAACUAAAGGAAAACUAAGCUACAUUGCCUUGACAAGAACGUUGGUAUUUUGAAAAAUGUACUUUGAAGCAUCAAAUACUUUGCCCUAUGUUAUAGUUUUUGUAUAGGAUAUUCUGAGGGAAACUGAAGACUGGUAUGAAGAAAAUAUAUGAGAGGUGUAGAAAAAUUAAUUAACAAUAUUUACAUUAUAUAUUGUUCUGGAAUCAUUCUAUUAAAAUGUUUUGUGUUAUAUAAUUAUUAAACAAUAUUUUCAAUUGUUUUACUGAAGCACAUUAGUAGUGUUUCAGAUAGGUUCAUUUUGAGAAAUGUGAUUGAAAUUGAAAUAUGAUUUGGCAUUUGUAACAUCACUACCGAUAAUAGAGUCACAUUACUUCUGUAUUUUAAACUAAAAGGUUUUAUUUCCUCAAUUUUGAUAUUUCAAGAAAUAUCCCUUAUUGAAAUUGAGAUUUUAAAAAUUACAAGAUUGGCUAUAGGAUCUAUCUCGUUAACAUGAAUGUUAAUGUUCAUUAUGUAAUAGUCAGCGUCAGGCAUCACAAUAAUGCUUUAUUUGUUACAAAGGUAGCUAAAUAUAAUGCUGGCACUGACUUCAUAUGUUUACAAUGUUUGUUUACUAAUCACAAUACUGUAAGUAAAAUUGUACUUUGUGUGAACUGUCAUAUCAAAUAUUUAAAAAUAUUUGUAACAGCAGACAGGAUUUUGAUUACCUGGAUGUUCUCGUAAUAUAAAUGUUUAUGGGUUGGGACCAGGAAGUGCUUGUGAAAUUCCAUCUCUAUAACAAGAUGGGGGAGCUCUUUGAGUGAUAUGAGAUGUAUUAUAGAAGGCUGCAACACCAAGGAUAAUGAGAGAAAGAAGAUAAACAUGUCUGGACAGCCUAUCUUCUUGCAUAAGAAUUCUUGCCUCCAGAAUUAAAAGAAGUCACACCAAAUGUUGAGAAUACAUUUAACAAGGAUUUGUUAUUCCUUCAUUGUAACUUAAUGAAAUGAAAAAUCACUUUCUUGAGACAUAGUUUUAUCUGUCAUUACAUGAAAAUUAAGAUUUGACUUUUUAUUUCCUUAAAUCAUAUUAUUUGUACCUUUGGAACAAAUAAAAUGAAAAUGCUUUAACAUGU